UCCUAACCCAUGGGCAAAUCUCUGAGGGUGGGGUUCCAGUGUGGAACCCUGGCUUCCAGCUCCCCUAGUCCCAGACACCCAGACCCCCGCCUUCGGCUGGUGGGAAUGGAUGCGCCCUGUGUUAAGGAUACCUUGAAGUCUGGCCCUUGGCCUCAGGUGGGGGAACAUGAUGGCGGGAUCCCAGGCUGCCCAGGGCAGCUGGAAACCAGUAAGGGAAGGAUGCAGUAGAACCCACUCAUGCAGAGCCAGGGUGAGGACUGGUGAGGGAAGGGGGCCAGGAUGGCACGACCUGCCCUAGCCACCUUACCUCCCACCUAGACCCAGACUGACUGAGCUGUUAAGGCAGGGAUAAGAAGGAAGCGUCCCUCUGAGAGGGACUCUCCGAUAGGAAACAAGGAAGCUGCCUGGAUAUCUGGGGUCUGCCAUCCUUUCCAUCCCAGGAAAGCCUCCAGUCAGGCUAGCUGGAACAGGUGAAGGCGAGGUCCCUGGGCUGAUCAGACAUCCCCUUGCAGUCUUGGCAGAGCCAGGGUGAAAUGCCCCCCAGUGAAAUCUGCAGUCUGAGCAGGUAGCAUGGCCUGCCACUGGCAGUGAACACCAUGGCUGCAGGAGGUGGCCAGGCCUUUACUUGGCAGGUAUUCCCCCCCAUGCCCACUUGCCGGGUCUAUGGCACCGUGGCACAUCAGGAUGGGCACCUGCUGGUGCUGGGGGGCUGCGGUCGGGCUGGACUGCCCCUGGACACUGCUGAAACACUGGAUAUGGCCUCACAUAAAUGGCUGGCACUGGCGCCUCUGCCCACUGCCCGGGCUGGUGCAGCUGCUGUGGUUCUGGGCAAGCAGGUGCUGGUGGUGGGUGGCGUGGAUGAGGUCCAGAGCCCAGUAGCUGCGGUGGAGGCCUUCCUGGCUGAUGAAGGCCGCUGGGAGCGUCGGGCCACCCUCCCUCAAGCAGCCAUGGGAGUUGCAACUGUGGAGAGAGAUGGUAUGGUGUAUGCUCUGGGAGGAAUGGGUCCUGACACGGCUCCCCAGGCCCAGGUACGGGUGUAUGAGCCCCGCCGGGACUGCUGGCUUUCGCUCCCCUCCAUGCCCACACCUUGCUAUGGGGCCUCCACCUUCCUGCACGGGAACAAGAUCUAUGUCCUGGGGGGUCGCCAGGGCAAGCUCCCUGUGACUGCUUUUGAAGCCUUUGACUUGGAUGCCCGUACCUGGACCCGGCACCCAAGCCUGCCCAGCCGCCGGGCCUUCGCUGGCUGUGCCAUGGCCGAAGGCAACGUCUUUAGCUUGGGUGGCUUGCAACAGCCUGGGCCCCACAAUUUCUACUCCCGCCCACACUUUGUCAACACUGUGGAAAUGUUUGACCUGGAGCAUGGGUCCUGGACCAAGCUGCCUCGCAGCCUGCGCAUGAGGGAUAAGAGAGCCGACUUUGUGGCUGGCUCCCUUGGGGGACACAUUGUGGUCAUUGGGGGCCUCGGAAACCAGCCGUGCCCGUUGGGCUCCGUGGAGAGUUUCAGCCUUGCACGGCGGCGCUGGGAAAUGCUGCCUGCCAUGCCCACAGCCCGCUGCUCUUGUUCUAGCUUGCAGGCUGGGCCCUGGCUGUUCGUUAUUGGAGGUGUGGCCCAGGGCCCCAGUCAGGCUGUGGAGGCACUGUGUCUGCGUGAUGGGGUCUGAAGUCCUGGCAGGACCUGUCCCUGGGAGCAGCUCAGUAGCAGAGACAGUCUGUGGCUCCUUUUGCUGUUAAAGAAGCUCACUGUGGCUCUGUGGGAUGAGGGAGGCACAGAGAUGGGCACUUGGGAUUCGGGUUGGAGGAACCUUCAUCUUCAGUGCAAAACAUGCACAUGCUCAUGCCUGUCCUUACUGCCAUUUACAUGGACCAUGCCUCACUCCGCCCUUGCCUGAGGUCCUCCAUCCAGCUAGGCAAUGGAGAGAGGGGAGAGCCGGCUUCAUGCCCUGCAAGGUUAGUGCCUGUCUGGAGCUGGCCAGGUCCACCCCAGCGGCCAUUCCUGAAAAAUCCAGUUGCCAGCCUGCAUUGAGGGUCCCUGGAGAGCCAGGAGAGUUCAGAGAGGGUGAGAGACAGAGAGGGAAUGGAGGAGAGGAUGUGGGAACUGCCAGAGGGCCAGAGGAUUGCUGGCUUUGGGCCCUCUGUGCUGUUGGUUGUAUGGCCCUGGGCAAGUCAUUUCACCUCUCUGUGCCUCAGCAUCCUCUUCUGUAAAUGGGGAUCACUGAAACCUUCUUGCCCUACCUACCUCACAGGGCUGUUGUGAGGACUUGGGGAGUUUGGAUGUGGAAGUAAAAGUGCUGCUAAACCUGUGCAUAGUCCCUGGUGUGGACUCCCAUGUUGUCCUCACAGCCCUUGCCACCUUUGGGGACCUCCCCUCUCUUGAACGUUGGUCUAGAGGGAGCAUUCUUGGAUCAGGCCUCUGCCCCAUUUAAACCUCAUAUUCUCUCUUGGUGACAUGGGAGGUGUCCUUGGUGUUAGGGUGCACUGAUAGGAUGACUAGAAAAACACUCAAAAAAUAGUAACAGCAAACACCACAUAGUUAGGACGACCUUCAGGUCCAAGUCCCACAGGGUCUCCUCAAGGCCUCUGCUCAUCCCGUAGGGAAGGUGGUCCAGUGGGGCUCAGCCAGGGCAGGCUCCCUCUGUCUCAGUUGUGGUGGAACCUUCUCUUGGGUAGGACUGUGUGGCUAUUCACCAAACCCCUCAAAGGCAGGAGCCUGUUGGCUUCUUCCUCCAGCCUGUGCUGCCCACUAGGGGCCUCUGGCUCUGCUUUUCCUGCAACACUGAGUAUGAGGAGCUCACAGGAGAGGUUGUUGCAACAACAGAGAAAUAUGUGGGGCCCUGGACUCGUGCUGUGGCCAUGACAACCCUCCUGGACUCCCAUUCUUUCCCACUCAAUGACAGGGCUCCCAGGGCAGCUCCUCCAGUACACUACCUGGGGAUAUGGCACAUAAGUGCCAUGGAGCCAGGUAUGGCCUAGCAGUGCACCACUGCUCGCCAGCCCGAGACCUCUUGGAUUGCAAAGUACAG
Molecule: messenger RNA, 3020 nt
Organism: Tupaia belangeri chinensis (Chinese tree shrew)
Lineage: Eukaryota; Metazoa; Chordata; Mammalia; Scandentia; Tupaiidae
Gene: KLHDC8B
Product: kelch domain containing 8B
Exons: 6
Coding region: 597-1661 (354 amino acids)
Biological process (GO): mitotic nuclear division; mitotic cytokinetic process; nuclear chromosome segregation
Cellular component (GO): intercellular bridge; cellularization cleavage furrow; midbody
Molecular function (GO): protein binding
Source: RefSeq, a predicted model, not a curated record